This is a messenger RNA of Saprolegnia parasitica CBS 223.65, 2139 nucleotides long. RefSeq lists its product as hypothetical. Lineage: Eukaryota; Oomycota; Saprolegniomycetes; Saprolegniales; Saprolegniaceae. The transcript has 16 exons. The record is from RefSeq and is a predicted model, not a curated record. The coding region runs from base 55 to 2055 and encodes 666 amino acids.
CGUAUUUCCGGGACGGCCUGUCUAGUGUUCAACCGAGUCGUCGCUGAAGCAGAGAUGCCUCGCGUCGGCCCAAGCGCGUGGGUCCAAAACCUCCGACCCCCGGCUACAAACUCUGCGUCGGGUGGCAACAACAAUAUGCCUCUUCCACCAUCGACCUUGGGGUCGCCGUCCAGGGGCGUCUCGGGCAAGCCGUCGGACAAGGGACGCAAAAAGAUCGCGGCGUUUGGACGCAUUUUCUCCAACUUCCUCGCGGGUGGGCUCAUCUUGCUCUCGCUGUUGACGCUCAUUGUGCUCAUCAACGAAGGCAUGUUUUCCCGGCUCGUCAUCUCCAACAACGCGCAGUCCACCGCGUACUUUUGGUCCGACUAUGGCAAAGCGUGUAAGCUCACACGUCACGGCUGGCUCGCGCAAAGCUGCUCGCCAAAUGAAAUUGAUACGACGUCGUCGGUGGUCUGGGCGUCCGUGGGCGAGCGCCUUGCGGACCAGUGGUCGUUGGAACUCGCCCAAGGUACACCGCUGUUUGUGUCGACGUGUGUCGUCGGUGGCAACAAGGCUGUCGGGUGGGGCGUCCUCGUCUUCAUAGCUGGCUACACCACGUAUCCCAACUGCGUGCCCCUCGAUGGUCCGCAGUUGAUUGCUGGUAUUGCCAUGUUGGAGACGACUGUUCGCAACGACCAAGGCGUCUAUCUCCUCACCCUCUACUCGGACCUCAACACGACGAUGCAGACAGUGCGCAAGUACACCAACUCGGAUGGCACGCAACAAGACGUGCUGCAUAAACCGCUGCGCACGGUACUCUCAACCGACGGCAGCUAUGGCUACGAUCCAACGGGCGAAGACUUUAUCAUUCUAUCGACGCCCCUCGGUGUACGGUACACUGUCAACGUCUAUUGCCUGUCUCAGAUCGAGGUCGUCUCCGACUUUGGGCUGCCCGGGUGGAGCCAAGGCAAGCACGGAGGCGUCCCGCUCAGUCCUGCGUGGGCCUGUGGCAAUGAGAUCAACAACGCGUCCGAGCUCAUUGCGUUCCAGAUGAUCCUCAUUGUUCUGACUGUGCUGGCACUCAGCGGCGAUGUUUACAUCACGUUUGAGGGCAUCCGAGGGCUCAUUGCGGGCAAACCCGUGCUCACCUACGCCGUGCUCUCAGGUCUCGAGCGUCGCAAGGUGCUCACAUUGCUCAUUGCUUUGAACGCGGCACCGUCCCUCUUGUACCUGGACGUCGCACGCAUCUACGUGUUUUCCGUCAACGGCUUCAAGAUCUGGUGUCUCUCGUGCCUCUUGGUUGCAACUUUUGUGUCAUUUACCCUUCUCGCGGGCCUCAGUCUACUCAGCGCAGUACCGCUGCCAUUGCCAACCAAGUGUGUUGUCUACUCGGCCCCAAUCUUUCUCUACACGUCGAUCGUCUCGAUCUAUUUCAGCCUCAGCACGAGAGCCAACUUGACCUAUGCGAGCAAUCAGCUUUACGCAGGCGCACCCGCCUUGUCCAUGAAUUUCAACGGCGUGUCAUGGCCCAGCGGCUCGUAUGUCCCGUACGGCGUCGCGACGGUCGUUCAGCUCUUUCCGCAAGAGAUUCUCUAUCCGGUCUUUGGCUCCCUUCUCUUCUCCAUAUGUGUUGCCACCUUGCGACUCUACUGGUCAACCCAUGCGCUCGUCUUGAACCUCGAGUGGUGUGCGUCGAAUGGGUUCCUAUCGCACUGCAACGUGCCUCGCGUGCUCACGUCAUUGCCGCUGCACCCGUCGCAAGCCAUCAAGAUUGGCAACAAGAUGUUUUGUCGUCCAAGCACGAUGGCGCUGCUGGGCUAUGCGUCCGUGACCGAAACCGAGAAGGGUAUGCGCGGCGUUGUCCCGUACAAUUCAAAGCAAACGAGUGGGGGGACAUUUGUUGUGAGCGUCUACUGGCUCGGGCUUGCGAUUGCACCGCAGUGGUGUUCGAUGCUCCGGCCGUUUGUCGCAGGUACGGUCGCCGAGAACCAUUUCAAGCCCAAUACGGCCAAGCACGACGAGACGCUGGACCCUGCGGUGCGGUAUCGCUAUACCCGCGGCAACUGCGUCACGUGAUACCGCGUCGUAUUGGCCAGACGUAGCGCCUGUAAAUGACUCCCAUUAGAGUGAAAUAAGAGAGUAAAGGUGAAAUGAAUAGCG